CUCAAAUCCAGUAAAUCCCUAACUAAAUGAUAAAGCUCUGGUCCAACUGAAAUUUUCUCUGAAAGACACUAGGUGGCACUCAGAGGCCAGAGAGACGGUACUACUUGGUGCACAUGUGAAGUGCUUAAAGAUGUUUUGCCUGCCUUUGUGACGCUCGGGCGUGCCGCAGAGCAAACCGACCUGAGAUAAGGAGCCAGGGAGAGAUGCGGUCGUGUUUCAGACGGAGCUGUUCACCGCUGAGACUUGUUGGGGGAUGAAAAGUCAAACUGCGCUCAGAGCAGACAGGAGCGGCGCAGUGCAGGGAGGACGGAGCAGAUACCGGCCGGUCUGCACACAGGCAGGCAGACGGAGACAGAGCUGCCGCUGCAGGGAGGACGAGUCUUCACCUCUCGGCCACACCGAGGCUUUUGCUGAAACGUUUGGGCAGCUGCUGGGCCAGUGAAGGCAUCAUGGUUGUGUGUGCGCGGAGCUGGUUCGCCAACGAGGGAGGAAAGCACUUGGUCCUGGUGCUGUGGCUGGGAGCUAACACCUGGCUGUUCCUGAAGACCUUCCUGCUGUACUCCACUGGACAGCAGUAUCACUACCUCUACAAGAUGCUCGGGCUGGGGCUGUGCAUCAGCAGGGCGUCUGCAUCUGUGUUGAACUUGAACUGCAGCUUGGUCCUGUUGCCCAUGUGUCGCUCCCUGCUCACCUUUGUCCGAGGAACACAUAUGGUAUCGAGCAGAAAGACUCGCAGACUGCUGGACAAGAGCAAGACCUUUCAUGUGGCCUGUGGAGUUGCCAUCUGCAUCUUCUCUGUUGUACACGUGUCUGCCCACCUGGUGAAUGUCAUCAGUUUCAGUGUCAGCUACUCAGACGACUUUCCUGCUCUCAACUUGGCUCGCUACAGAGGAGAGGACCCCAAACUGAUCAUUUUGACCACAAUCCCAGGAGUCACCGGCGUCCUGUUGGUUCUCAUCCUCUUUCUGAUGUUCACUUCCUCCUCCUACUGCGUGCGGUCAUCCAACUAUGAGAUCUUCUGGUACACACACAACCUCUUCAUCAUCUUCUACGUGAUCCUUAUGGUGCACAUGGUCGGGGGAGCUCUGAAGUAUCAGACCAACAUAGAGGCCCACCCUCCUGGCUGCAUCAGAGCAAAUCAGAGUAGCACAGAGCGGCAAUUUGAGGAGCUGGAGCAGGGUGAGGAUGAUGAAAGGAGAUGCAGCGAGGAGGCUCAAUUCCAGCCACACUACCCCCAGACAUGGCUUUGGGUGUCCGGUCCUCUCUGUCUUUACUGUGCUGAGCGUUUCUACCGCUACAUCCGGAGCAGUGACCCUGUUACUAUAGUGACAGUCAUCAGGCACCCCUGUGAAGUCAUCGAGUUGCGCAUGCUGAAGAAGCACUUCAAAGCUCGUCCUGGACAAUAUGUUGUUCUGAACUGUCCAGGUGUCUCUUCAUUUGAGAACCAUCCCUUCACACUAACAACAUGUCCCACAGAGAACAAGGAAACUUUUGGCAUCCAUCUCAGAGUUUUGGGAGACUGGACUGAGCGGUUCACACAGCUGUUACUUCCUGAACCAAGGAUAGACUUGGAGAUCCUUCCCAUGGUGCAUCAGAGGAGAUACCCCAAGCUUUACGUGGAUGGUCCCUUUGGAAGUCCAUCAGAGGAAGUGUUUAACUAUGACGUUAGUCUUUGUGUUGCGGGUGGAAUCGGAGUCACACCGUUCGCCUGUGUCCUGCAUGCUCUGCUUGACGGCUGGACGGGUUUCAGGUUGCAGAGGUUGUAUUUUGUGUGGGUCUGCAGGGAGCUCCAGUCCUUCUACUGGUUUGCUGAGCUGCUGUGUGCUGUGUAUCACAAGCUUUGGCAGGAAAACAGACCCGACUACUUUAAUCUGAAACUGUACGUCAGUCAGACAGACAACCUGCAGAGCAUGUCUGAGGAGAAGUACCGCCCACUCGCCUCGAGGCUGCUGGUUGGUCGACCCAGGUGGAAGUUAUUGUUUGAUGAGAUUGGGAAGACCAAUAGGCAUAAGCAAGUUGGGGUUUUCUGCUGUGGACCAAAGGGCAUCUCCAGAACUCUCCACAGACUGUGUAACUCAGCCCGAUCCUCUGGAACAACCUUUGAAUUCAACAAAGAGUCCUUCAGCUGAUCGAACAUUAGAGCUGGCUCUACAGUUCGGCAUCAGAGGAAAAAAACAGCAACUUUGAGAUGGAUGGAUUUUCAUACAUUUGUGGCAAACGUUCCUUAUUUGAAGUACUUCUCUGAUAAUUGUAGGCUACUCUUGGCUACUUGUAUUUCUAUACACUUAUAUCUAUAAGCAAACAACUGACACUGACAUGGAAAUUCUUGACUCUUCACUGACUAUAUUAUUAUUUCUUAUGCAUCCUGCCCAUGAUUAAAAAGGCCCAGCAGGACCAGA
Messenger RNA from Micropterus dolomieu (smallmouth bass), 2399 nucleotides. RefSeq names its product NADPH oxidase 4. The record is from RefSeq and is a predicted model, not a curated record. The transcript has 20 exons. Gene Ontology annotation, cellular component: plasma membrane; NADPH oxidase complex. The coding region runs from base 450 to 2129 and encodes 559 amino acids. Gene Ontology annotation, biological process: superoxide anion generation; defense response. Gene Ontology annotation, molecular function: superoxide-generating NAD(P)H oxidase activity. Lineage: Eukaryota; Metazoa; Chordata; Actinopteri; Centrarchiformes; Centrarchidae.